AUGUCGACAUCCGGCGGUGCCGUGAGCGCUUUGGACGCGUUGAAGGACGGCGAAGACGUGCUGCUGGACGAGGAUGCUGGCCUUCCAUGUUUGCGUGCGUCUUCGCUGGUGUGUAACCUGGGAGGUUCGCGGCUCUUGUACGGGUCCUCCGACGGCGAGUUGCGCUGUUUGGACUUUUUCAAAUGGAUGAGCGGCGGUUGCGGCCCGCUCUGGACGCAGAAGCUCGACCAGGGCAUCACCGCCGUCGCCAUGAGCAGCGACGACGCUGUGGUUGCCGCUGCGAGCGGCAACGUCGUGUCGUUCUACAGCGACGUCGGCGAUCACCUGGUGAACACGAGCAAGGGUGAUAUGUAUCUGCUGGACGCGCGCAAGACCCACGGGCACACUGCCAUGGUCACCUGCGUUUGCCCGCAGCCCCUUCACUCCAACCAGUUCACCUCGGGCGCCAUAGACGGCACUAUUCGCACCUUUGACGUGGAGUCACCGCGUCAAGGCGUGGCUAUGUCGAUUAACUCGUGCCGGACCUACGUGCCCCGUGCAGCACGCGGCCCACGUGCUCCGAUCAGGUCCCUGUGCUACUCGCAGUUCAAUAGCUCAUUUAUCGUGAUUGGCGGCACUGACCGUGGCGGCAUUCUAACGUGGGACCAACGGACGGGAAAUCCGGCGUCGUGCUGCAUGGAUGCGCAUACGUCCGCGGUGAGCUGCGUGGCGUCGAUCGACGACGGGACGCUGGUCAGCCGAGACAACGACGUCGUGAAACUAUGGGAUGUGCGUAAGUUCAAGAGCGCUGUGAAGGAGUGCGCGGUGCCUGGAGGGGAUUGCGGCGGCGGAAUGGCUGUGAGCCCGGGCGGAACUCACGUGGCUGUCGGCGAGGUCACGCCGGUGAACCCGCGCAACAUCAAAGAGGGUUUCAAGGGGUGCGUGCGGGUCCUGUGCACCGUGACAUUGGAUGUGGUCGAAACAUUCCGUCUUAAGGCGGCUCCUGGUCCCAUGUGCUGGGCGUACGACUCGGCGCAGCUGUUUACCGCAUGUAACGAUGGCCGGACGUGGUGCCGUGGCAGUUCGGAGGCGAUCGAGGCCAUGCACCUGUCCCGGGCGCGCGCUACGAUGCGCCAGAAGCGUGCCGAGUCAGUUGGAACCACAGUAUCGGUGCAGCCGGAGGCGUAUCCCAUCGACCAGCUACCUGACAACCUUGAGGAGGCUGAGGACGGCACCCUUAAGCGCCGCCGGGUGCCCCGCCAAUACAAGAAGCCAGGCGCCCGCGAGGAGCCCGACUUAGACUAUGUAUCAUACGGUCGCACCCCGGUGAGCUACGAAGACGAGGACAUCGUCAAGAAGCUGCGCGCGAUGGAUGGCGAGUCCGACAAGGUGUCGGCCGCCGCCACCGGCAGUGGCGUCCAGCGCAUUCCCUACAAGGCAGACAAGUUCAUGCGCAUGUACAAAAAGACCCAGCCAGACCUCAUUUUGGACUUCACCGCGCCUGGGACAAAGGAAGAGAGCAUGUUGCAGGGUGUGCAGAAGUGCCCUCGCUGCGGCAUCAAGAUUUGUCAGUGCGGCUACAUGGACAGCCGCAAGUAG
This is a messenger RNA of Babesia bigemina, 1578 nucleotides long. RefSeq lists its product as hypothetical. Gene Ontology annotation, biological process: regulation of DNA double-strand break processing. The record is from RefSeq and is a predicted model, not a curated record. Gene Ontology annotation, cellular component: nucleus; site of double-strand break. NCBI's taxonomy places the organism in Eukaryota, Apicomplexa, Aconoidasida, Piroplasmida, Babesiidae. The coding region runs from base 1 to 1578 and encodes 525 amino acids. Gene Ontology annotation, molecular function: protein binding. The transcript has a single exon.